Pungitius pungitius (ninespine stickleback) is the source of this 3154-nucleotide messenger RNA. It is a transcript of the gene tmem135, whose product is annotated as transmembrane protein 135. Lineage: Eukaryota; Metazoa; Chordata; Actinopteri; Perciformes; Gasterosteidae. Bases 65 to 1471 code for a protein of 468 amino acids. The transcript has 15 exons. The record is from RefSeq and is a predicted model, not a curated record.
CGCGCGCUGCCGACUGUCUGCGCUGUUGACUGCUGGCGGCCCCGCGGUCAGUAGUGGUUCAGACAUGGCCGCCCUCAGCAAACUACCGCACAACUGCUACGAGAUCGGUCACACCUGGGACCCGUCGUGUGUGCAAGCCGCCGUCGAUAUAGCCAGGGGCGCUCUGGAGGUCUCCUUCAAAGUAUACGCCCCGCUUUACCUGAUAGCAGCUGUCCUGAGGAGAAGGAAGAAGGAUUACUAUCUGAAGAGGCUUCUCCCCGAGAUCUUGUGGUCCACCUCUUUCCUCACUGCCAAUGGAAGUCUCUACAUCGUGUUCUUUUGCAUUCUCAGGAAGCUGUUGGGAGAGUUCCACUCCUGGUCUGCUGGGUUUGGCUCGGCACUGCCCGCCUCCUAUAUCGCCAUCCUCCUGGAGCGCAAGAGCAGGAGAGGGCUGCUGACAAUAUACAUGACAAAUCUUGCCACUGAGACGUUGUUCCGCAUGGCCGUGACACGAGGCAUCGUCAAACCCAUCAGACAUGGCGAGGUGCUGUUGUUCUGCAUAACUGCAUCACUCUACAUGUUCUUCUUCAGGAAUAAAGAUGGUCUCAAAGGCUUUUCAUUCUCCGCAUUGAAGUUCAUCAUAGGAAAAGAAGAGAUUCCAACGCACUCUGUCGCCGGCGAGCAGAUCUGCUCCAGGUCCCUUGAGAGGGCCGCUGCUGUUGGGCCCGAGGCCUCACAAGCGGCAGGAGACAGGCCGUCCUCCCGCAGCAAAACUCUGGUAGACCAAAUCAGGGCUCUGCUUCAAUCGAUAUGCAAAAAGGGUCCAAGACACAGAUGUUGUAAACAUUACCAAGACAACUGCAUAUCUUACUGUGUGAAAGGUUUUGUCAGGAUGUUCAGUAUUGGCUACCUGAUUCAGUGUUGUCUUAAAGUGCCUUCAGCAUUCAGGCACAUGCUGACUAAACCCUCUCGACUCCCAGCCCUCUUCUACAACAAGGAGAACUUCCAGCUAGGGGCCUUUCUAGGAUCUUUCGUCAGUAUCUAUAAGGGAACAAGCUGCUUGCUGCGCUGGCUGCGGAACAUUGAUGAUGAACUCCACGCACUGAUUGCUGGCUUCCUGGCUGGUAUGUCGAUGUUCUUCUACAAAAGCACUUCAAUAUCCAUGUAUCUGUUCUCCAAGCUGGUGGAGACCAUGUACUUCAAGGGCAUUGAGGCCGGACGCUUCCCGUACUUUCCCCAUGCAGACACAGUCCUUUAUGCCAUCUCCACUGCCAUCUGUUUCCAGGCUGCUGUGAUGGAAGUGCAGAACCUCAGGCCGACCUACUGGAAGUUCCUGCUGCGUUUAACAAAGGGCAGAUUUGCUCUGAUGAACCGACAGCUGCUAGAUGUGUUCGGGACUCAAGCCUCGCGGGACUUUAAAGGCUUUGUUCCCAAACUGGACCCUCGAUACACCACGGUGCUUCCACCAGGAGGCGACUUCCAGCUCGGUUGAGUUAGGACCAGGCCGUGGGGGAGGUGUAAGGGGGGAGGGGGGUGUACUUCAUCAGGAAACGGAAAGGUUGUGUGUUAUACAACCUUCCGAAAGUUGAAGAAGGGAUGUGGCGUUGUGAACUGUGAGGAGGAUGUUGAGCCUAAACAGGGCUUUGUGAGUUUCAAUUGUGGUGCCACACAAGCACAAUACCUGACUAGGCUUUAAUUAAACUAGUAAAAAUAGUAUUUAAUCCUAAAUAGUACUAUUAAAAGUUACUAUUAUGAUAUGAAGUCCUAAUAAAACACAGAACAAAAUAUAGGCUGAUGCUAAAUAUUUGUGUUUUGUCAAAUUUCCAGUUGCUUUUGUCAGUGUGACAUUACCUGUUUAAGAUGUGGAUGGUCGAAGUAAGGUGUAGAACCUUAUGGUUUGGAGGGUUGCUCUGACAAGGAGAGCAAAACUCACUAACCUUUUUGAAUCCUCUGAUUUAAUAAGAGAGAGAAUUUUGGCUCAUCCACUCAAUCAUUUCAAUUUUUGCUAGUGAUGAUAUGUGUAAUUAUUCUAUUGUUUGCAAUUAAAGAUGAAUUUAGAUGGAGAUCUAUGAUGUGAAACACAGGCUUAGAAAGUCAACAAUUUUAAGAAGUUACUUAUUGUUUUUGUCUUUGUUCUUUUCAAAUGCAAGUUUUACCAAAUCUCUUGCUCGAGAGCUUUGAUCAUAAUGAUGUAAACUUUGUAAAUUACACUCAUUGCAUAUAUAUAAAGGUUUAUAAAAUGAAAUAACAAACAUAGUCAUAAAUUAAGCUGCAUGGUCCUUGUUUUCUCAACUUGUAUACAUUUGUAAUUUUUCUACGGGUCUCCUUUUUUUUUGCAAACAUAUUUUGGACAAAAUUCUUUUUUAUUUAGUCUGACUUCAUUCAUCAUUUUGUAACAUGUGUUCAGCUAGAAGAAACGAUCUUGCCCGGCUGUCACAGGGAGGCUUCCCCACCCCUUUCAUCUGGGUGCAUGAUUGUAAUCAAGUUAGUGUCUUUUCCUCCUUUGGUUUUUAGUAAAAUAUAAUGCAGAAACCAUUUCAAUAUUGCCUUUGAUAGAAACUCAUUUUUGAGGAAUUGGUGGCCACAUUGACGCUUUUGACUGGAAGCAAUAAAGGAAACCUCUGUGCACACAAAGCGCACACACACACACACACAAAGCACACUGCUCAAUACGCUUCUCUUUUUGAGAAUGGGUAUCCGCCUCAAAAAGAUAUUUAAUCUUCUUUGAACGGGACGCAUUACUCCUGUUACUAGAUGAUGAAUGGUCGCAGUGGUUCUGCACUUAAUGAAUCCCUGGAAGCAGUAGGUGCUUCAUGUGAAACUGUUGAGCUAUUUGCUGCAAAUUCAACCAUGGCAUUGCACACGGCUCAUCUUGACCUAUUCAAUUCACAAAUGUGAAACUAUUUAAUUUUAACUCUAAAAUGUUUGCUUUUUUUUGCACAGCUCACAUGCCUGAUAAUAUAUUCAAACUGUCAGUUUGUGAACUUCUUAUCUUGCAUCGUAUUUCUCAAACCAACUCCGCUUUAGACACACCAGACGUCCUUAACAGAAGCUAUGGUCAGACUAAAGUGGAGUUGUUUAGAACACAGUCACAUGUUAACUAAAACUAUCGCUGUUAUUUUAGAAAUUGUGAUUCAUGCAAAAAGAGUGUAUAUUAAAAUAUUUUUUAAUCCAA